Messenger RNA from Lineus longissimus, 9321 nucleotides. Its product is annotated as protein eyes shut homolog. Gene Ontology annotation, molecular function: Notch binding; calcium ion binding. The record is from RefSeq and is a predicted model, not a curated record. The transcript is spliced from 29 exons. Lineage: Eukaryota; Metazoa; Nemertea; Pilidiophora; Heteronemertea; Lineidae. Bases 12 to 8132 code for a protein of 2706 amino acids.
GGUUAUCAAGGAUGACCAUUAUGGCUGCAGCCUUGAAGGUCGAUGAUAAUGAGUGUCUGUCUUCACCUUGUCAAAAUGGAGGUCAAUGCCUUGACAAGGUCAACAGCUACGAGUGCCUUUGUCCGAAUGGAUUCACAGGCUUCAGGUGUGAACAAGAUGUUGAUGAGUGUCUGAGCAGUCCGUGUCUGAAUAACGCCACCUGUGGAAAUGGAGCAGGCCGUUUCAAUUGCACAUGUAUCCCAGGAUUCUCAGGUGUAACGUGCAAGACUAAUAUUGACGAAUGUGCGUCUAAUCCGUGUUGGAACAACGGCCAGUGCCAAGACAAGAUAAAUGGCUACAACUGUGAUUGUCAGCUGGGAUUCAACGGUGUCCAUUGCGAAACAAACAUCAACGACUGCGAACCGUACCCUUGUCUCAACGGCGGCUACUGCCGGGAUCAAGUCAACGACUAUGUCUGUGAUUGUGUCCCUCCUUACAAGGGCAAGAACUGUUCCGCGGAGCCUUGUGGGCCGCCGAACCCUUGUCAAAAUGGCGGGAAUUGUACGGAGGAUUUGAUGUUACAGCGCGGGUUCACUUGCGCUUGUGAACCGGGAUGGGAAGGGAGCACCUGUUCCCGGCCGUUCCGUUACUGUGGCAGCUCGCAGGCUGAAUCGCCAUGCUACCCAAACGGUUUCUGUCUCGAGCAACCAAAGGACUACAGGUGCCUCUGCUCCCCAGGCUGGGCGGGCAAGACCUGCUCGAACGCCGUCAACGACUGCGAGGAAAACAACUGUACAAAUGGCGCCACCUGUGUGGAUUUGCAUUUGUCGUAUCGAUGUCAAUGUCCGCCGGGAUGGGACGGAACGUUUUGUGAAAGGGUGAAGAAUAACUGUGACCCGAAUCCGUGUCAGAAUUCUGGGACUUGCAUCAGCAAGUUUGCUGACUUUGACUGUAUGUGUAGUGUGGGCUGGCAAGGCAAGACGUGUUCAACUGAGGUCAACGAGUGUGCUGACCCGGCCAAUAAAUGCCUCAAUGGCGGUACGUGCCAGGACGGCAUUGGAAACUUCUCGUGCGCGUGUCCACCGUUUUUCACUGGGCCGAGGUGUGGGAUAGGUUACGACCCCUGUGGACCAGGUUUCAACCAGUGCAUCAACAACGCCACAUCUUGCUUGACUCAACCGAAUGGGGAUUACAACUGUUCCUGUUCUAGUGGCUGGGGUGGUAAAAACUGUGAGGUGGACGUGAAUGAGUGUGCAUCCAACCCCUGUGGAUCAAACGGCAAAUGUGCGGACAGGUUCAAUGGUUAUACCUGCGACUGUCAGCCAGGUUUUAACGGCACCAACUGCGAGAUCAACAUCGACGAAUGCGCGUCAAAUCCGUGUGGAACAAACGGGACAUGCAUUGAUGGCAAUAACGCGUUCAAGUGUAACUGCUCUGAGGGAUUCCAGGGUCUCCUCUGCCAGGAUGACGUUGAUGAAUGCGCGAGUGACCCAUGUCGAAACAACGCGACGUGCGACAAUCUGAUUGGUGCAUACAACUGUACCUGUGUACCAGGAUACCGAGGAACCAACUGUGAAGAAGACAUCAAUGAAUGUGCAACAGAUCCGUGUCAAAAUGGUGCCACCUGCCAGGACCUUGUGAACAAGUUUGAUUGUGUCUGCGUGCCGGGGUACACCGGCACAUUUUGUCAGUUCGACAUCAAUGAAUGCCAGCCGGACCCCUGCGUUCAUGGGAACUGCAGUAACUUGCUAAACAAGUAUGAAUGCAGUUGUAAGCCGGGUUAUGUCGGCAUGAAUUGUAGCGUUGACGUUAACGAGUGCCGAUCCAACCCGUGUGUCCGAGGACGGUGCAACGAUUUAGUGAACAGUUACUCCUGUAGUUGUCCGGAUGGUUUUAUUGGUGUCAACUGUGAGGUUGAUGUAUCCGUUUGCGGUGCUGGUGUGACCAGUUUGUGUCUAAAUGGGGCAACGUGUAUCGAAGGAUCGGGGAAAAACUUCACUUGUCAAUGUGUCCCUGGCUUCAAUGGAACGCGCUGCGAAAACAACAUUGACGAUUGCGUGAACCAUGCAUGUGAAAAUGGUGCCACAUGCGUGGACGAGGUUGGAGAUUAUACGUGUAGGUGCGUCCCAGGUUGGGUUGGCCCAAGAUGUGAGACCGACUUUGAUGAUUGUAAACCGAAUCCUUGUCAAAAUGGUGGAGUUUGUCAAGAGAAGACCCCAGGAAGCGGCUUUGGCAGCGCAGGAAAUAAUGGCAAAGAGUUCGAUAGAUGCUUCUGCCGUAUCGGAUGGACCGGUCCAAUCUGUGAGACCCGCAUCAACUACUGCCUACCAGAACCAAAAUGCCUGAACAAUGGAACCUGCGUCAAUGGCUUUGGCGACUUCUCGUGCAAGUGCCCCAGCGAAUAUGAUGGAAAACUCUGUGAUGUCAAAUUAAAUUUUACAACACCGAUUCCAACGACAGACUUCAUUACACCAACGCCUUCUGGUAGUAUGUCUAUUCCAUUACAUUCGUCGUCCUCACCUCAAGUCACAGACGUCACUUCCACAGUUCCGAAAGAAACCGUCACCCCGUCCACCAAGUCAAGUCCGAGUUUUAUUCAAUCCACGAUUUUAGUAUCCACUUCCACCAUUUCACCGAAACCAGAUCCGUCCAGCUCUGUUCAAGCCUCUGCAAGUUUUACCCAGACCUCACCCACCAUUCUACAAACCUCGACCCCAGUGAUACCGUCCGGUGAAGUGAGCUCAACAUUCCUGUCUACGCCCAGAUUGACCGAUUCAUCCGUUUCUGCAACUGGUAGCAGCCCAACUUCAACUGGAAACAGCCCAGUUGCAUCGACAAUAAAGUCUUCAAGUAUUGAGCAGACUUUAACUUCAUCUGCAACAAGUUCUUCGAAAGAUGGAGCUACAUCUGUUCUACCAAGUUCCAUCCUACCCUCACAGACUCCCAAACCGUCUGGGAGUCUGACGCAAACAAGUUCGAGUGAGUUUGGAUCCAGCGUAGUAUCACCAUCAGAAAGUCUGCAGUCGUCUAGGACAACCGGCACAUUCGUAAGCUCUGGUGUAGUGCCGUCUACCAAGACAAGUACGGGUAGUUCAUCAGAAGGCUCGGUGUCGACCUCCACCUUGACCACAUCAGGUGGGAGUGUGACCACAUCACUUGCGACGUCAACAAGUAUCGACCUGACUGUAACUGGUACCAACAGUUUGGCUCAGACAUCAACAUUAUCAGGCACCAGUAGUCUUACAUCGCCUGUGGGCACUGCCUCGGCUUCAGUUGCGGAUAGCUUCAGCUCGCUUGUUCCAGCUACACAGACUUUUGGUUCCAGCGAAGUUCCUACAAGUCCUUUCGGGACCUCAUCAUCCUUUACAUCUCCAGUGGUAGGAUCCAGUUCUACAGCAAUAUUUAGUUCCAGUGAGCAGCUGACCAGUCCACUGUUCACCUCUGUGUAUCCGUCUUCCCCUAGCAUGACUAUGGCAGAUUCAAGCUCAGCUACAACUACAUCAAGUCCAGUAUUCACAAGUGAGACUACGUUUUCUUCAGUAAAGAUGUCAAGUGGGUCAACUGCAGCACAUUCCAGCACAAUAUUGCAGACGCAACUCACCACAUCAACAGAAGCAGGGAUGAGCUCAACUCUAUCGAAUCCGCCUUUCACAGUUACAGUUUCUUCAGUGCCUGCAUCAGCAACAUCGACAACAACAGAUGCCAGCUCCGCCUCGGAGACCCAAGUCAUCACCACACCUACUGACGUUACUGGCUCCCCAACAGUUCAUGCCAGCUCAACGCAGACGCAGGCCCUGACCACACUGACAGAGUUACCAACUGUGUCUGUAUCUUCAAUCACAAAGUCCACUGCAGCAGAUGCGAGCUCCGUGGAACAGACCCCAGCCUUCACUACACUGACACAGUUUUCUUCAGUACCUAUGUCACAAGUCACCAAAUCACUUGGAUCAACUCUACCAGUAGGGAGCUCAACGCAACAGACACCCGCUCUCACCACACUGACAGACCUUUUCCCAUCAACAGUUACCACCUCACCCAUACCCACCGGAACAUUUUCUCAAACCGGGUCAACUCUAUCACUCUCGUCGGAACCAACCUUGAUGACGUCACCUACCAUCACUUCCCCAUCAGUAAUGGAAUCCACACCUGUUUUAUCAAGUUCAGACAAGUUCUCAACGAAUAUUGUCACUCCGAAAUCUGUGCCUUUCACAACUUCAACUGUGGCCUUAACAUCUCCUACUGCUCUUCAGUCUAGUGAAGGACCAACUGAUAGUCUGUCAUCUAGGACUACCAGCUCUGACCCUUCCUCCGGAACUCAAACUGUUUUGGACUCGAGCACAGCGGCAAGUGUCUCUGAUGUUUUUUCAACUAAAAAUUGGAUGACACCAUCUCUCACACAGACUGCUAUUGCAACUUCUGUAUCUCAAUCUUCUGGAACUACUUCACCAACCGAAACUCAUAUCGCGUCAUUGUUGACGUUAAGUCUAACAGAUGUGCUCACGAGUAGAUCUGAAAUGACUUCAACCCCAUCUGGAACAUCUGGCCAAGAGUCAACACCAUCUGAAACAGUUCCAACGCCCACCAUGCAAUCAUCACCAAGUCUAGUCCCAUCUGAUAGUGGACCUACUCAAACGAUGACCACGUCAACCCUGGACAACUCGGGAACAGUCGAUACGUCAGCAACUUACGUGCAGUCUUCCAUUGUCAUUACAAGUCCAAGUUCAUAUUCAACUGACCACGGAAGCCCUGGAUUAACAAGUGCACUGCAAACAACGCCAGCUCAAACAAGCAUUCGGCUGUCAACAAGCCCGACAGACUCUACCAUCAUUCAAACACCAGGACCAACCUCUGCGAUGCCUACAACUCCAGUGUUUUCGUUAUCUCAAACGACUCGAGUGCCUUCUCUCUUCCCUACAAGUUCACUGCAGUCGUCAGCCAUUUCGAGUCCUGCUGUUUCAUCAAGUCCUGAUUCGACUGCUGCUAUUACAGCAUCUAGUGUUCCAACCUCGACAUCCUCGGACACCUUUACCAGCCGGACGCCCAUACCCACAUCAGUUUCAGUCUCGCCAACAUCUAGCAGUAGCGUCAUCCCGACGUCAUCCGUCAUCCCAACUACACCGGCGCCACCUAUGACAUGCCAGAGCGUUACUUGUCUCAACGGUGGAACGUGCCGUGAUGUUGUCGGAACUGGCUUCAAGUGCGACUGCACGCUUCAUUUUGCCGGCCCAAGAUGUGAGGAAGAAAUAUCGGUAUCCUUCCCAGCAUUCAAUGGAAACUCGUAUCUCGAACACGAAUCCGUCAAAUUCAGUCUCGGCGACAGUGAAAUCUUCCUGACAGUAAAAACAUCAGCAACAGAGGGAACACUCAUGUACUCUCGAUCUGGUUCCGAUUAUCUUCGACUCGACCUAAAAGGGGGCGCUGUGAUCUUGUCCGCGAUUUUCAACGGAAACUCUGCGACCGUCCAAUCAGAUGAGGUCAUAAACAACAACAAUCUUACAGAUAUAACAAUAAAAUUCAAACUGGAAACGAACUUGGUUGAAAUCGGUCUCCUAAUUGGUACGAAACCUGUCGGAGGCAGAUUCAACUUCGUGACGCCAGUUUCGUCAUUUUCACCCGGAGCGUUAUAUCUGGGAGGAGUCCCAGCAACGAUUUCUCCACAGCCUGUUUCAGGGUCUGUGAUAGGCUACGUGGGUUGUGUACGUAAUCUCCAAGUGAAUGGCAGUGAGCUGGAGGUGUUCGCUGAUGCCAUAUCGGGACAGAAUAUCGCAGAUUGUCAGGUGCCGGCCUGCAGUUACGCUCCCUGUCGGAAUAACGGGACAUGUGUGGUCGAUGGUGAAAGCUGGUACUGCCACUGCAAGGCCGGCUUCACUGGCGUUCUCUGUGAGAGGCGUCAUUGCGAACGUAACCCAUGCCAGCAUGGUGGUUCUUGCCUUGAGGCAAACGGGACGUACAUAUGUUUGUGUCCAUAUGGGAGAAGAGGGAUUAACUGUAGUGAUGCUCUGACCAUUACGCGUCCCAAGAUGUCGGGAACUGUGUAUGGUUACUCCUCCUAUCUGAGCUAUGACAAACCAAAUGAUAUUGCGAUGUUCGUAUGGAUGAAGUUCAACUUUUCAUUACCGAAUAACAACUCGUUGAAAGAUUCGCUCAUGUUGUUUGUGGGAGACAAGGAUUCAGACUAUCUAUCUGUUGGAAUCGAAACGGGUAGGGUAGUCUUUCGUUAUGAACUCGGGUCAGGAUAUGCCGUGAUUCAGUCGGAGAAAAUCGUCGACGUCUCGCGUCCUAUCCAUAUCGUAUCUUUUGGACGUAACAAACAAAAUGGUUGGAUCAAAUUGGACGCACAGACAAACGUCACGGGGCGGUCACCGGGCAGCUUGACGGGACUGAAUAUCAAGAGCGCCCUCUAUAUCGGUGGACAUGAAUUGCUUCGGAAAGAUGUGAUGCCAACUGAGGUGAAAUAUACGCAAGGAUUCACAGGCUGCAUCUAUGAUGUGAGAAUCUGGACCGGCAGGACCGGUGGCUACAUUGUCCCGGGAAAUCCCGCAGGGAAGGUGGAGACAGGCAGGAACAUACAACAAUGUACACAGUCUGAGUGUAGUCCCAACCAGUGUAUGAACGGAGGCACAUGUGUUGACCUGGGAUCGUCUUUUAGGUGCGACUGUCCAAGUGGUUGGUACGGUGCCUUGUGCGGGGAUAAGGUCACGCCAUGUACGGAGAACAAGUGUGCUAACGGCUCGACCUGUGUCCCGCUUGGGGUCGGCUUCAAAUGUGAAUGUCCCCUUGGAGCUAAAGGAACAUUGUGCAAUGAAGCUGUCACCAUCACCGACCCAAACUUCAUGGGAGAGUCGUCCUACAUGGCCUUCAACCCACCACGCAAUAUGAGGAACAUGACCUACAUCCGGUUGCAGAUCAAACCGCGGCUUCUGACCGGUCUUGUCCUGUACAUGGCGCAGCACCAGAACCGUCGGUCCGGUGACUUCUUGUCUGUGUCCCUGAAUAGAGGCCGCAUCGAGUUUCGUUUCAAUCUCGGAGGAAGAACGGCCAUUUUGAAGAGUGCAGACGUUGUCGAUAAUAAAACUGAUACCUGGUACACCAUUGAGGCUGGGCGCAAUUUGGAUCAGGGGUACAUCCGAUUAAACGGCGGGUUGAAUGUCACAGGGUCGUCCGAUAACAGCUACAUCUCCCUGGACACCACAACAAACAUAUACUUAGGUGGGGUCAAAAAUCUUGACGAGGUCUCGCCAUCUGCAAUCGAAGACGACCCAUCAACUUAUGAAGGUUGCAUCCGCGAAUUGGUCAUCGACAACAACGACUAUGAUUUGACUCCACAGGGGGCGCUAUCAGGGAAGAACGUGAUUGAUUGUGACGGGACAUUCUGCGGGUAUCAAACCUGUAAAAAUGGCGGAAAGUGCUCUGUGGGGUCGAAUGAUUUUGUCUGUAACUGCACUGAGUUCUAUUUCGGCAAAACUUGUCAGACACCCAUCUACUGUCAAAACCACCAGUGUAAAAAUGGCGGGGUUUGUCAUGCGAAUAUGGCCGGGGCCUCCUAUCACUGCGACUGUCGACUGGGAACAAAGGGGCAGUUUUGCCAAGAGACUGUAAACGUAACCAACCCAAGUUUCACCGGCCAUGGAACCUUAUUCUACCAAGAUCCCAACUUUGCCACCUUCGACCAGACCAUCACCAAUAUUGCAUUCAACAUGUCAACAACAUCACAAAAUGGCAUGAUCAUGUGGAAUGGAGAGGUCUUCUCUGAGAUUGAUGACUACCUUGGCGUCGGCCUCGUCGACGGUAAACUACACCUUGUUUGGAAUCUUGGCUGGUGGUCACGGAACGAAGUCAUCACCAGCGCUGUGAAUGACGGAAACUGGCAUGCGGUCAUCAUAAACCGAGUGUCGCAAAGUCUGACGCUGUAUGUUGAUGGGCAAGCAUAUCUCAGUAAAGUUACGGGGCAGUUCUCAGGCCUAAACACCUAUGGAAUGUACACAUUUGGUGGUGUUGAAUUCGGAUCGAAAGUUUACGAUUUGACCAACUCUCAUUACACUGCCGCAUUCAAUGGAUGCCUUAAAGAUAUACAACUUCAUCGAGACUCGCCGGUGAUAAACAUAAUGGCGAUGACAACGGGCUAUAACGUCGACGAGUGCUCGAAAACGUGACCGUUACCAUAGCAACAAAGAAACAUUACUUGAUCUCAGUGUUUGAGUCUUGCGUAUGAGGCAAGAAAUCAUGACAGGUGACCAUGUGACUUCCACCAAGGUGAUGGGGGUUGGGGAUGUUUGAAGUAUUUUGAAGAUUAUCAAGUUCGAUUAUGAAGUACAUUGUCUAAAUGUAUUACGAUUUUAAUCCAGCCUCUGUUCUUUUGUAUAAGCUUAAGACAUUCCAUGAAUUUACUUGCAAAUUGUCUUGUCAUUAUGAUGCGUGUGAGUUGGAUGACAUUUUGUUGUCCUUACCUGAAAAUUGUAAUUUUUUUGUAACAUCCUGUGUAAAUUACAAUCAACCAGAAUGUGUUAUGAAUCCAAUCACCAAUAGUUUACCCUGUGCAGUGCAGCUGACAUUUUCGUCAGUUGGCAUAACUGUGCUACACGGUGAACAGUGACACUGAAAUUUCGGCACAAAUCAGCACAUUGGUAGAUCAGAGGGACCUUAGGCUGACGUUACAUAGGCCUCAUUCGUUCACUUCCCACAUGUAACGUUCCCCUUAAUGCGUUCGUUCCUCACUGAAUGCAUGCCACAAAGCCGUGCAUUCACCGAGGAACGUUAAGUAAAGCUGGAACGUGACAUGUGGGAGGUGAACGAAUGAGGCCUAUGUAACGUCAGCCUUAGAGUCCCGUAUAUUUUUUUGUUGCGUGAUACAAAAAGAAUUCCAGUGCAAAGCGGUCAAGUACAUAUUAAAUCUAUUGCUGCCGAUUUACUACUUGACCUCUGUUGGUAUGUAUAUUUAUAGUGUUUACAAAUGUAGAUUCAUAUCUAUAUUUUUAUACAGCAUAGCUUUCUAAAGUAUUUUAACCAGGGGUUUAGGGUAUAGUGUGUUCAUGUCCAUUACUGUACAUAAUCGAGAUUCACAAUCUGAAUUUGGUGAUUCAGUCAUUGAGCAUGGUAGGCCAAUAUUGAUUAACUGCAAAACUGAAAAUGAGGGUAUUGUUUUAGUUUCACAUUUAAUAGAUUGAAGUAACAUAGCAUGCCAAAUUGUUUUCCUUUAAUGUACCCCCAAGGGUUAAUCUUUAGUCUGUUGACUUUGCACUGUUGUGGCAAAACAUGACAUGAAGCUUGUAAUUGAGAAAUUGCUUCCAAAUUGUACUGCAUUGACGUAUGAUUUUAAUUUCUUAAUAAAACAUAGUGAUUCAA